Messenger RNA from Entelurus aequoreus (snake pipefish), 3841 nucleotides. It is a transcript of the gene tmem198aa, whose product is annotated as transmembrane protein 198a. Gene Ontology annotation, biological process: positive regulation of canonical Wnt signaling pathway. The transcript has 8 exons. Gene Ontology annotation, cellular component: cytoplasmic vesicle; plasma membrane. NCBI's taxonomy places the organism in Eukaryota, Metazoa, Chordata, Actinopteri, Syngnathiformes, Syngnathidae. The record is from RefSeq and is a predicted model, not a curated record. The coding region runs from base 478 to 1530 and encodes 350 amino acids.
CACCCCGUAGCCAGCCGGGACAGUAUACACGAGAGAAGGCGUGUGAAGACAAGCACAACACGUCACGUAGGGAUGAUCGAAAGCAUUUAUUCGGACGUCGCUAAUAACCCGGAAGUGCUGAGCAAGGCACAGAGCUCCGCCCCCCCUCCCCCCCAUGCGCGCUCCCGCGGCAGGAGGGGGGAGGAUACGGAAUUUCGCGCGACACCUGCCGUGGUAUCGACAGGGUGGACAUUUGUGUCGAUCCAGCCAGCGCGCCGAGACAAAGGCAACAAAACACAAAGGACUUGAAGGCAGACAUGGCGACGUCAACAUGGACUAGAAGAAGAGCCUUCGAGUGUUCUUCGUGGCCACGUCGCGCGGGAGUGUUGUGGAGCUGAGUGGAGCAAACACCGCCAUGUUGUCUUCAUUCAGGUUGUCACGUCUCCACAGGUGAGGCCCCUCCACCCCUACAAGCUGGCCCCCCUGACGAGGGCCACCAUGGACCUGUGUGAGCAGGAGCUGGAGAGGAGAUACGAGAUGGUGCCCUCGGUGGUGUGCUCCAUCAGCUGCCUCUUUGGAGUCAUCUACUGCUUCUUUGGCUACAGAUGCUUCAAGGCGGUGUUGUUCCUCACCGGCCUCAUGUUCGGCUCCGUGGUCAUCUUCAUGCUGUGCUACAAGGAGAGAGUGAUGGACACUCAGCUCAGCAUCGAGGCGUCAGUGGGCAUCGGCCUUGGCAUCGGGACCUUGUGCGGCCUGGUGACCAUGUUGGUUCGUAGCGUGGGACUGUUCAUGGUGGGCCUGCUGCUGGGCCUGCUGGUUGGCGUGGCUUCCCUGGUGGUCAUGGAGGAAUUUUACCAUCCUAAAACAGUCUGGGUUCCUCUUGGAAUUCUCCUGGGCUCUGGGACCUUGUUUGCCGUCCUUACUCUUCAGUGGCAACGCUGCUUCGUCACCUUCUCCACAGCCACCUUCGGCUCGGCCGUCAUCACCAUCACAGUGGACUACUUCAUAGAGCUGUUUGCCUUGGUCAACUACGUGUUCGAGAGACUCAAGGUGGCGCCCAAGAAGCCAGUGUGCUGGUUCACCUGGGUCAUUAUGGGGGUGUGGCCUGUCCUGGCCCUGCUGGGAGUGCUUAUUCAGUGGAAAGUCACCGCCGAGGGCUUUUCACACACAGAAGUGGUGGUGAGUCGGCAGCAGAGGCGAGUCCAGCUGAUGCGCAUCCGGCAGCGAGAGGAGAAGCUGAGGAAGGAGAAGAAGAAGAAGAAGAAGGCGCACCACCCACAGUACCACCACCCCGCCAACACCUCGCAGGCGCCCAAAGCCCCGCCUCCUCACGCCGAGCCCGGCCUCCAUCGCAAGCCCCUCCCCAAGAAGCGCCUGGAAGGAGACGUGCUGUCAGCGAGCUACAUCCGCAGUUUCAGGGACAGACAAACGGACAGACGAGUGUACUCCCAGAGUCGAAUGAUGAGCCGCUCCAGGAUGGCUGGACUCGACUAUGACUGCGGCUCCCAAGUACCCCUCACAGCGCCCUCCGGACCGCCGGUUCGCAUCUGAUACCUGCAAGGCACAGACCCUCCCAACGCUGACUGUGUGGCCAAGGUGGUCGGCCAUGUUGGAGGUUGUGUUGACGCAGCCUGUUUCGCCUUUUCAAAACGUAAAGCCACAAGAGAACCCAGAAGUGCAUGCCAUUGAAGCCACGGCACCUUGGUCGUUGGAUGGAAACCUCCGUCACGCCAUCUGAGAGAUGCCGGGAGCAUGGACUUGCCAGGUGCAAUUUUUAUUUCAUGUCUGCUCAACUUGUCGUUUGUUUGUCGAAGGAAGCUGCCACUGCCUUCAGAAGCUGCAGGAUGAGGAAGGUACGGUCCAGAACAUUCCUUCGUCUUCUCUCUUGCAAGACCUUCUCAUCUCAUCUGUCGGCCCUCGGUCUCUACCGUAGUGCACACACAUGUCAAUGUAAUCCUUUUGACUUGUUUUGACUUCAUUUCAAUGAAAAACUAAUGUUUGUCAAAGUAAACCGGGUUAGUUUAUGCCUCAGCCCUCACUUAAAGCCCGGGUGAAGAAUGCAUUACUGACCUGAUAAGAAGGACGAUGCAGAAUUACCUGCUCACAGGUUCUACCUGGUGGUUGUUUGUGCACACUGCAACUAGUCCUGGACACAUUGACCAACCCACGACCCUCUGUGCUUCGGUCACAAGAAGGAUUCUCCAGGGAACGAGGCAAAAACUAACCCAGACGUCCUGUCUAAGACAGAAAAAAUGAAAUAAACACCAUAAAUGGCUGCCGCAUGCCCUUGUUCUGUCGAAAUGAGCUGCUUCGUCCAAAAAAGCUACCGGUUGCAUAAUUUCAAAAAAUGCUACCUUAAGUUUCGAAACGCUCUCACUGCAGAGUGGCUAUGAUUGAGUUAUUAAUACCAUAGAGUGGUUGCACAUUCCGACAGGUAUCAAAUAAUGCUCCCGCUCCCGCAUGGUAGUCGGGCACGACUCUUAUGGUUGUAGUUCCUCUCUGAACACGCAACCUUUGUUUUCACGAUAGCUGCUGUUGUUGAAACCAGGGGUGCCCAAACUUUCUGCAUCCGAGGUCCAAAGUGUCCCUAAACCUAACGGCCAUUUUUACCGUGCGAUGCACCCCGAGUGAGGAAACUAGCCACGUACCGCCAAAUAUAAAUGUAAGGUAGUCAAUUGCGGCAGUUUGGUUCUACACCAAAAUACUGUAAAUAAAUAGAAAAACUGUACCACUGUUGUUUUUACGAUAUAAUUUUUAGGUUUUAAAAUCUAUGGCCAUUUGGUUUCUUUACAGUACAUUACUGUAAAUUGGAAAAACAAGAACUGUUAUUUUUUUGGUACAAUUUUGGCGAGUUUUCUGCAGAAACGUCGACGGUCAUUGUCGCUAUAAAUUGAAAAAACAGUACCGCUGUUACUUUUUAGGCACAAUUCUAGAGACUGAGCUGCUACUUUUUUUGCCCUAAAAUCUACUGUUUUUAAGAAGUUGUUGUUGGUACCAGUGAGGAUUUUACCACACAUUUCAGCGACUGAGCUGCCAGGUUUUUACGGUAAAAUCUACUGAUUUUUUUGCUAGCCACAUUUUGGCAGGCCAAACGAAAUGAAACAACGGGCCCGCGGGCCCCACUUUAGGCAUCCCUCGUUUAAACGGUGAUUUAGGUUUCCAUCGUUAGCAUCAACGUCAACUUCCUCGCGCUGUAAUUGUCUACAUGCUUCCUGGUGAGAAGACACCAUGACAUCUCCAUCUGAGGGUGGCGGGGGUUGCUGGAGCCUAUCCCAACUGUGUUUACAAACCAUUACGAACCUUUAGAUGCUAAGUAUGUAGCGUGAGUUAGCUCAUUUCGACAGAACACAGGUGAUCAUGAUCAAAGCACUGCCAUGAAGUGGUGCAGACACACAAAAGGAGAGUGAAGGGAUGGUAUGCAACAUUGAAAUGUAAUUAAGUCUGGGUUUGGGUUGUUUUGGACCAUACAUGUGAUGUUUACAUACCACAUGUUACAUUGAAAUGUAAUUAAGUCUGGGUUUGGGUUGUUUUGGACCAUACAUGUGAUGUUUACAUACCACAUGUUACAUUGAAAUGUAAUUAAGUCUGGGUUUGGGUUGUUUUGGACCAUACAUGUGACGUUUACAUACCACAUGUUACAAGUAAAAUGUAAUUAAGUCUGGGUUUGGGUUGUUUUGGACCAUACAUGUGACGUUUACAUACCACAUGUUACAGUAAAAUGUAAUUAAGUCUGGGUUUGGGUUGUUUUGGACCAUACAUGUGAUGUUUACAUAUCCCAUGUUACAGUAAAAUGUAAUUAAGUCUGGGUUUGGGUUGUUUUGGACCAUACAUGUGAUGUUUACAUACCACAUGUUACAUUGAA